AUGGCUCGUAUCGCUUGGGACGACGAUGGAGAUGUGUCAAGCAUUUCCAGUGGUGACUCUGUUGACACCUUGUCCCCUUCUGACUUUGAAGUACUCGACAUAGACGAGCCAAUGUCUUUGUUUGAGACGGGUAUAAUGACUCCAACCGACUCGUCCUUCUCGUUUACUCCACCUGCAACACCUUCCACUCAAUCAGACUUCUCUGCACAAGAGAGAUGGGAUGACCUUGUCAUCACAUACCGUCAAGCCGUCAAUCAUGUUCGACAACUUGAGGAUGAAAUGAUCGACCUCCGCUAUCGCAGCCUCCAGCCACACAUUAGCGUGGACUUUGAAGGAUCUGAUGUCCACCGGCAAUCCCAGCCACUGCUUGCUAUGCAAACCCAAUAUGACAUGAAUGACGACAUGCAACCCUCUCGGAUGUGGAACGGCACUCAUGUCACGCCUAACCUUUUACCGGGAGCCCACCAACUCAACCUGGAGCUGAGUGAGGCGAUGGAACUCUCUAUUGUGCAACUCGAUACUCUAAGUGGGAAGAAGACCAUGAUCAGUUUGACUACUAAGUCCAAUGGGGCGAACAUUAAACAAUUAUUGGGAUUCUGGGAGUUCAGUAUGCCGUUGGAGAUGUAG
Molecule: messenger RNA, 627 nt
Organism: Fusarium venenatum
Lineage: Eukaryota; Fungi; Ascomycota; Sordariomycetes; Hypocreales; Nectriaceae
Source: RefSeq, a predicted model, not a curated record